This is a messenger RNA of Diceros bicornis minor, 2231 nucleotides long. RefSeq names its product tribbles pseudokinase 3 (gene TRIB3). The record is from RefSeq and is a predicted model, not a curated record. The transcript is spliced from 4 exons. Gene Ontology annotation, cellular component: nucleus. Gene Ontology annotation, molecular function: protein kinase activity; ATP binding; mitogen-activated protein kinase kinase binding. Gene Ontology annotation, biological process: regulation of MAP kinase activity; protein phosphorylation; positive regulation of proteasomal ubiquitin-dependent protein catabolic process. NCBI's taxonomy places the organism in Eukaryota, Metazoa, Chordata, Mammalia, Perissodactyla, Rhinocerotidae. The coding region runs from base 177 to 1253 and encodes 358 amino acids.
CCCGAGACACUCGCAGCGGAAGCGCCGGCGGCGCCGCACGCGUCCGGCUGCUGGGGCCGGGACAGCGCUCCGUCGGGAUCCCGAGCUCGGCACACCGGACCGACCCCGGGCCACCCGGGGGCCCCGGCGACUCUGAGCUUGAGCGGCGGCAGGACCCCCGCGCACGCGGGAGCAAGAUGCGAGCCACCCCUCUGGCUGCUCCUGCAGCUGCCCCCUCCAGGAAGAAGCGGUUGGAGUUGGACGACAACCUAGACACUGAGGCUCCCACCCGGAAACAAGCUCGAAGUGGGCCCCCGCCCAGGCUGCCCCCCUGCCCACUGCCCCUGAGCCCACCCCCUGCUCCACUCCGUGCCCCUGCUGUGACCACCGCCUCCCGGCUUGGGCCCUAUGUCCUCCUGGAGCCUGAGGAGGGCGGCCAGGCCUACCGGGCCCUGCACCGCCCCACAGGAGCCGAGUACACCUGCAAGGUGUACCCGGUCUGCGACGCCCUGACGGUGCUGGAGCCCUACUCGCAGCUGCCCCCCCACGCGCACGUGGCCCGGCCCGCCGAGGUCCUGGCGGGCACGCGCCACCUCUACGCCUUUUUCCCGCGGCCGCACGGGGACAUGCACAGCCUGGUGCGCCGCCGCCGCCGCCUCCCGGAGCCCGAGGCCGCCGCGCUCUUCCGCCAGAUGGCGGCCGCCCUGGCGCACUGUCACCAGCACGGGCUAGUCGUGCGAGACCUCAAGCUGCGUCGCUUCGUCUUCACCGACUGUGAGAGGACGAAGCUGGUGCUGGAGAACCUGGAGGACGCCUGCGUGCUGACCGGGCCGGAUGACUCCCUGUGGGACAAGCACGCGUGCCCGGCCUACGUGGGCCCCGAGAUCCUCAGCUCACGGGCAUCCUACUCAGGCAAGGCGGCGGAUGUCUGGAGCCUGGGCGUGGCGCUCUUCACCAUGCUGGCGGGCCGCUACCCCUUCCAGGACUCAGAGCCCGCCCUGCUCUUUGGCAAGAUCCGCCGUGGGGCCUUCGCCCUGCCUGAGGGCCUCUCGGCCCCUGCCCGCUGCCUGGUCCGCUGCCUCCUUCGACGGGAGCCCGCUGAGCGGCUCACAGCCACGGGCAUCCUGCUGCACCCCUGGCUGCGGGAGAACCCGGUCCCCUCAGUCCCAUCCCGAUCCCACCUGUGGAAGGCUGACCAGGUGGUCCCCAAUGGACCAGGGCUGGAGGAGGCCGAGGAAGAGGAGGGAGAGAGAGAAGUGGGUCUAUAUGGCUAGGGCUAUGCCACCAGACACUGAGCUGCAAACAGUGGGUUGAGUUUGGGUGUCUCCAAGCUCUCUCCUGCCUCUUUGAACUGAGCCAGACCUUAAGUGCCUUCUAGGGGGAGGGAGAAAGGAGGAGGCCUGUGUGGAGUGUGCUGUAUGCACCCCUGUGUGGUUCCGCACACCUGUGCACACGGGCUUGUGCAUUCAACAAGUCCUUCUUGGGGGCUCACUGAGGGCCAGGCCCUGCUCUAGGUGCUGGGAAUGUAGCUGUGAAUAAACGAGACAAAACUCCUGCUCACGGAGCUGACAACACUUUUCCACGCCCACAGGUCAGUUUCCACGCUGGGCACACUUAGUGCAGGUUCGAUAUCCACUCGUGCUGGCCCCCAGGCACCUCUGUCAUGGGACAGUCCGCUUCACAAACAACCCAGCUGCCUUUGUAUCUUGCACCUUUCAGAGAAAGGGAAGCAUCUCUGUGCCAAAGGCUCCAGGCCUCUCCCCAGCAACAUAGGACUCCAGAGCCCAGGCCAUGCUGGGAAUUGUGCUCCCAGCAGCUCUGUCCUCUUGGUCAAGGGAUUCUCUGUCCAGGCCUUAGCCAAGGAUUGGGGCUGGAAGAUCGAGUGGAAACUAUGACGCUGGUCCUCAUCUAACUCUAGGAAUGGUUUGGAAUGAGGGGCCUGUCCACCUCAGUGGCCCCUGACCUGAGCACCAGUUGGGCAACAGGAUCAGGCAGAGUCUGCCCGCUGGCCUCCUGGAAAGUCCCAAGCCCUGUUCUGGGGAUACUUGGGGUCCAGGACCCCACAUUGUUAGUAUGGGUUUUUGAUGCCACGAGUAUAUAUUUCUAUCUUGUGCCUAAUAAAGGAGUUAUGAAAUACUUUUAUUUCUCUUGGACAUUUCUUCUCUCCUCUCCUCCCUAUCUCUUAUCAGUUUUCCCUGCCUCCAAAACCAGCCCCGUGGGGAAAGGCCAGAGGCCUUGUAUCUCGACCUCAG